UAGCAAAGGUAUUAAGGUCUCGGUUUAGAUUAUAUUUCAGAAAUCUGACGCUCUAUAUUUUUGCUAAAACACUGUAAAAGGAGGGGGGCAAAAGUUGGCGCCAAAAUUUUGCUUCUUAAGGUGCUUUUUACCGCUAUCGCAACGUCUUCUCUCUCUCCCUCCCACGUUCUGAAAAUGCAGCGCCAAAAAUCGAUACUCUCGUUAUUGCAAAAACCUUCGCCGGCGAGCCAAAACGGCGCUGUCGGUGAGGUAAAAGGUCAAGGAGCUUCUCUGUUUCCUUCUAAACAGAACCUGAAUGGCGACGUUUGUGGCUCCUCUUUAGAAGUCACAGGCACUGAUACUCCACCGGAGAAGGUGCCUCGUAAGGUUUUACCGGUAAACUUCGCAUCGAAUGCCGAGGCUAGGGGUUCCUCUUCUCUGUUUUCUAGUAUCAUGCACAAGUUUGUGAAGGCUGACGACAGAGAAAAUGGAAGUCAGAGGAACCAGGCAGCUGACAAAUCUUCUGAUGUGGAGGAAUUGCCUAGGGUUGAGCUAACUGCUAAACCAUCUGAAAAGGUCAAUGUUCUAAACGUCGAGAAUGAUGAUGAUCUCAGACCUGAAACACCUGCUACACGACCUGGUGUUUCCCGUUUCAAGCGAAUUCAAGAUUAUUUCCCUACUUUUGGGGAUAAGGACGAUUCUUUAUUAGACUCCAGUAAAAGAAUAAAGCUUCUCCAGGAAUCUAUUGUUGGGAACAAUAAUCACAAGAAUGAUAGUGAUGUUGCUAGCAAAUUUGAGUGGCUUGAUCCUUCUCGCAUAAAGGAUGCUAAUGGAAGAAGGCCUAGUGACCCCCUUUACGACAAGAAGACUCUUUUUAUACCUCCCGAUGUUCUCAAGAAUAUGUCAGCAUCUCAAAAACAAUAUUGGGGUGUCAAAUGUCAAUAUAUGGAUAUUGUUCUCUUCUUUAAAGUGGGAAAAUUCUAUGAGCUUUAUGAGAUAGAUGCUGAAAUUGGCCACAAGGAGCUUGAUUGGAAGAUGACAGUAAGCGGAGUAGGCAAAUGCCGCCAGGUUGGUAUACCAGAAAGUGGAAUUGAUGAUGCUGUUCAAAAGCUAGUUGCUCGCGGAUACAAAGUGGGACGUAUGGAGCAGUUAGAGACAUCUCAGCAAGCAAAAGCUAGGGGUGCAAAUUCUGUCAUUCAAAGAAAGUUAGUUCAAGUGAUCACCCCAUCAACAGCAGUUGAUGGUAACAUUGGACCUGAUGCUGUUCAUCUACUUGCUAUAAAGGAGGGCAACUAUGGAGUUGAGAAUGGUUCAACUACAUAUGGGUUUGCUUUUGUUGAUUGUGCUGCUCUAAAAUUUUGGGUUGGUUCUAUUAGUGAUGAUGCUACUUGUUCUGCUCUGGGAGCUUUAUUGAUGCAGGUGUCUCCUAAGGAAGUCAUAUAUGAACAUAGAGGGCUGUCCAGAGAAGCUCAUAAAGCACUAAAGAAGUACUCAUUUAGUGGAACUACAGCAGUUCAACUGAGUCCUGGAUUCUCUACUGAUUUUCUGGAUGCUUCUGAAGUUAGAAAUAUGAUUCAGUCAAAAGGGUACUUUAAGGGGUCGCCUAAUUCAUAUUUUAAUGCUUUUGAUGGUGUGGUGCACCAUGAUGUUGCAGUGUGUGCUCUUGGUGGAUUAGUCAGUCAUAUGUCACGAUUGAUGCUGAAGGACAUUUUACAGAGUGGAGAUGUCUUACCCUACCAUGUUUAUCAAGGUUGCCUCAGAAUUGAUGGGCAGACAAUAGUAAAUCUUGAGAUUUUCAGUAAUAGUGCUGAUGGUGGUUCUUCAGGUACAUUGUAUAAGUAUCUUGAUAACUGUGUGACAUCAUCUGGUAAGCGCCUCUUAAGGAACUGGAUUUGUCAUCCACUGAAAGAUGUUGACAGCAUUAAUAAAAGGCUAGAUGUGGUUGAAGAACUCAUGUCACAUUCAGAAAUUAUGUUAAUCAUUGGUCAAUAUCUUCGCAAACUUCCAGACUUAGAAAGGUUACUUGGACGUGUUAAGGCUAGCAUACAAUCAUCAGCUUCUCUCGCUCUUCCCAUGAUAGGCAAAAAAGUACUCAAACAACUGGUAAAGGCUUUUGGUACACUUGUCAAAGGUCUCUGGAGUGGAAUGGAUUUGUUAAGGCUAUUACAAAAGGAUGCAGAUAUGGUAUCUCUAUUAUCAAAAGUUUUUAAGUUUCCAAUUCUAAGUGGUGCUAAUGGGCUUGAUGAAUUCCUCACUCAAUUUGAAGCAGCCAUAGAGAGCGACUUCCCAAAUUACCAGAACCAUGAUUUAACAGAUUCGGAUGCUGAAACACUUUCCAUACUGAUCGAGUUAUUUAUUGAAAAAGCUUCUCAAUGGUCUCAAGUUAUUCAUGCCCUAAACUGCAUCGAUGUACUAAGAUCUUUUGCAGUAACUGCAAGUUUUUCAUCUGGGACUAUGGCAAGGCCUGUUGUAUUGCCCCAAUCAAAAACCAUAACCUCUAAUCAAGGAGGACCAAUACUUAAAAUUACAGGGCUUUGGCAUCCAUUUGCCCUUGGGGAGAAUGGUGUACUGCCUGUCCCAAAUGACAUUUUCCUUGGUGAAGGUGUAAAUGACUAUACUCCUCGUGCUUUGCUAUUGACUGGACCGAACAUGGGUGGAAAGUCAACUCUCUUGCGUGCCACUUGUCUGGCUGUUAUACUGGCCCAGUUGGGAAGUUUUGUGCCCUGUGAGACAUGUGUUAUCUCACUUGUGGAUACAAUCUUUACAAGGCUUGGUGCUACUGACCGGAUCAUGACUGGCGAGAGUACCUUCCUUGUGGAGUGCACUGAAACGGCAUCAGUUCUUCAAAAUGCCACCCAAGAUUCUCUUGUUCUUCUCGAUGAGCUGGGUCGAGGAACAAGCACUUUUGAUGGAUAUGCUAUUGCAUAUGCUGUGUUCCGCCAUCUUGUUGAAAAGGUUCAUUGUCGGCUGUUAUUUGCAACACAUUACCAUCCACUCACAAAGGAAUUUGCAUCUCAUCCACAUGUUAUACUGCAACACAUGGCUUGCUCUUUUAAGAUGAAGUCUGAAGGUUAUUCUAAAGGUGAGCAAGAGCCAAGUUUCCUAUAUCGGCUUACUAAUGGAGCAUGCCCGGAGAGUUAUGGUUUGCAAGUUGCAAUCAUGGCUGGGAUCCCAGAAAAGGUAGUUGAAGCUGCCUCAAAGGCUGGACAAGUAAUGAAAAUAAGUGUUGGGGAAAGUUUUAAGUCAAGUGAACGGAGGUCAGAGUUCUCAACUCUCCAUGAAGAGUGGUUAAGGAGCCUAGUAAGUGUCUCACAGGUUGAAAAUUGUAACUUCGAUGAUGGCGAUUACGACACAUUAUUUUGCCUGUGGCAUGAGCUAAAAAAUUCAUAUGGGGCCAGCAACUAAAUACAAGAAUAGCAUUUGGUUGUAAGAUUGCAUUGCAGAAACCAUGUUUUCUAAGGGUCCUAGGUGCAUAUUCAGCUGCAGCCACAAAACUCCAUUGUACAGUUUCUUUUCUUUGCUAAGAGUCGUACUAAACUCUUGUCUAUAUAUUUUGUUGGUUUUUAGUUUUAAUAUUCAUCAUGUCAGCUAUCCUUGAUAUGUAUUCGGUUACUUUGAAGAAGAAACAAUCAUCUGCAAUUUGCAGAUGAUUUUAUAGCCGUA
This is a messenger RNA of Gossypium raimondii (Peruvian cotton), 3642 nucleotides long. RefSeq names its product DNA mismatch repair protein MSH7. Gene Ontology annotation, molecular function: ATP binding; mismatched DNA binding; ATP-dependent DNA damage sensor activity. The transcript is spliced from 17 exons. Gene Ontology annotation, biological process: mismatch repair. Lineage: Eukaryota; Viridiplantae; Streptophyta; Magnoliopsida; Malvales; Malvaceae. The coding region runs from base 175 to 3384 and encodes 1069 amino acids. Gene Ontology annotation, cellular component: nucleus; MutSalpha complex. The record is from RefSeq and is a predicted model, not a curated record.